This is a messenger RNA of Mixia osmundae IAM 14324, 1377 nucleotides long. RefSeq lists its product as uncharacterized. Lineage: Eukaryota; Fungi; Basidiomycota; Mixiomycetes; Mixiales; Mixiaceae. Gene Ontology annotation, cellular component: ESCRT II complex. Bases 1 to 1377 code for a protein of 458 amino acids. The record is from RefSeq and is a predicted model, not a curated record. Gene Ontology annotation, biological process: protein transport to vacuole involved in ubiquitin-dependent protein catabolic process via the multivesicular body sorting pathway. The transcript is spliced from 6 exons.
AUGCGCCGCAAUGUCGGCAUCUCGUCACUGCAGCGACACACUGACUCGCUGACAUCCUAUACAAGCUUGUCAAGCGACAUCACAGCAGCCCAGACAGACAUCCUUUCAGCCCAAUUGAGUACCUUUCAGUCGACUCUACGCAACUUUGCAACUCAGCAUCGAGCAAAGAUUCUCUCGGAUCCCGUCUUCCGACAGCACUUUAGCGAGAUGUGUGCACAGCUGGGCGUGGAUCCGUUGGGCGCACCCGUACCUGCUUCCGGUCGUUCGCGUACUGCUGGUAUCUGGGAUAUGCUAGGAAUUAGCGACUGGACGUACGCAUUGGCUGUACAGAUUGUCGACGUCUGUUUGGCCAGUAGAGACCGUAACGGUGGUCUCAUCGAGCUAUCUGAGCUCAUGCGCGGCAUUGCCAAGCUCAGAACGGGCGCAGAACCUGCCAUCGCCGCGGCGCCAAGUGCCAAUGGCGAUGAUUCGAGCAUAUGGGGUAGAUGGACUCGCAAAGUCACCCAUGCCUCGCCCUCCCCGACGGCGAUGAUCACAGAAUCCGAUAUCAUCAGAGCGUUGCGCGUGCUCGAGCCGCUAGGUACAGGCUACCACCUCUUGACGAUUGGCGAUAGAAAGCUCGUUCGCUCACGCCCAGCCGAAUUCAACACGGAUGCCAUCAAGCUCGUCGAGAUUGCUUCUCUUUCUGGCAACGGAUUCGUGUCUCAUGCGUUCCUGGAGAGCCAAGCACGCUGGACGCCUCAAAAGGUCGAAUCUGCCCUCGAGACGGCCCUCAUGAUCGAUGGACUCGUCUGGAUUGACACUCAGACUGACGACGGUCGUCCUCUGUACUGGGUUGCUGCGCUUUUCGAUUCCGAAGCAUCAAGCACACAUAGCACGCAACUUUGGCUCGAGAUCAUGCUGCUUCAGAUGCAUCGCAGCCUCGUUCGCGCACUCGUGCUGCUCUCCGCUUGCUUCAUCACUGGUCAAGCACUGCCUGUGAACCAAGAAGCUGCAUUCGUCAAAGGAACAACUCAUUACGUCCUCAGCCUUCAUGGCGAUAACGACAGCGGAGCACAUGUCGAGUUCGCUCUCGCUUUCGACCCUGUUGGGAAGUACUAUGGCGCUCUGAUGUUCGACUUUGACAACUCGCUCCAAGGUGGUGCUCGACCAGACCAGCACGGCCAGAUCUCGGCUGUAUCGUACUACUCCGACUGGACAUUCUUUACAGCCGCUGCCUCUGGACCUUACUCUGCGUCUCUGCGUCUCUAUCACAGCAAGACAGGCGUGAUCGACUCGUGGCAUUUCUUUGGAGCAAACAGCAAUGUUCAAGGCAACCCGGUCACCAGCUCUGCCCUGACUUACAAAGACAACAACGCUAUCAUCCCUCAAGUCUAG